This is a messenger RNA of Portunus trituberculatus (swimming crab), 3716 nucleotides long. RefSeq names its product uridine 5'-monophosphate synthase-like (gene r-l). The transcript is spliced from 11 exons. Gene Ontology annotation, molecular function: orotate phosphoribosyltransferase activity; orotidine-5'-phosphate decarboxylase activity. The record is from RefSeq and is a predicted model, not a curated record. Gene Ontology annotation, biological process: 'de novo' pyrimidine nucleobase biosynthetic process; 'de novo' UMP biosynthetic process. NCBI's taxonomy places the organism in Eukaryota, Metazoa, Arthropoda, Malacostraca, Decapoda, Portunidae. The coding region runs from base 572 to 2017 and encodes 481 amino acids.
GGGAUUGAGCCCGCGGCCGCUAGAAUUGAGAGUGACAAAUGUGUGGGGAUUUAAACAGCCCGAAGUACCUGUUAUCCCCAAACAGUAAUGGUGUAAUUGUAAAGAUCCAGUAUUCUUCAGAAUGUUGGGAAAAUUGAAAAAGUUAGGAAGUGAGAGGGAGUGAAACAGAAAGGAAACUAGUAUCUCAUCGCUAGCAACUCAGUUCCAGCAUCCCUCCGAUCUCUUCUCUCCUCUGUCCUGUGACUCCUUGGUGUUCAUUCUGUUCCUGGCCUUAUCUCCAUAUUGGCCUGCUUUGCCUUACCCUCCGUCCUCCACUCACUGCCUUCCUAUCCCGCGUCACUCGUCACUCGCCACCCUCCCUUUCCUACCCCUCCAGUAGGUUCCUAGUCUGCACCAUCACCUCACAAAUUCCUUUUAUCUCCUGUUACUGCUGCCGUCCGUGUCCGUCGUGCUAUAAGCACCUCUGCCUACACUCACAUUUCACAGAACCUCUUCCCUCUUUCCCACACCUGACCCUGCAGCAGUUUCAUCGCCCCGCUUUUUGUGUUGUACUGCCUGCACCCCCAUCAGGAUGGACGAGGCUCUCGUGGAACAAUGUGCUCUGGACCUGUACAAGAUAGGGGCCAUAAAAUUUGGCUCCUUCACCCUCAAGAGUGGCAUGCAGUCUCCUUUUUACUUUGAUCUCCGUACAGUCGUCUCUCAUCCCAAGAUCAUGGAGACAGUUGCAAAGUUGUUGUGGGCAGUGCGGCCCAGCAGCAACUACGACCUGGUGUGUGGUGUGGCCUACACUGGUCUACCCAUUGCCACCAUCAUGUCCUUGAGGGAGGACAUUCCAAUGCUGAUCCGCCGCAAGGAGACCAAGGGCUACGGCACCAAGAAGCUGGUGGAGGGCAACUACAGCAAGGGCUGUAGUUGCCUCAUGGUGGAGGAUGUCAUUGUGUCCGGCAGCUCUGUGUAUGAGACAGUAGAGACUCUGCGUGAGCUGGGCCUUGAGGUGAAGGAUGCAGUGGUGUUCCUGGACCGUCAGCAGGGAGGAGCAGCUAACCUAAACGCCACCGGCAUCAAUGUGGUCUCUGUACUUGGUAUAAUAAAGCUGAUGUCCAUCCUCCACAAGCACGGCUGCAUCACCUCCGAGGUACUUGAGUCGGUCAAGGAGUUCAUUGGAACCCACAAUGAAACUUCUAUCGUAACCAAGGACAAGGUAUCCUACAAGAAUGGUGUGCUGGUAAAGGACCGCAAACACUGCACUUUUGAAUCACGCAUCGCCACCACAGACCACCCUCUGGCUCGCAAUCUGUUUGAACUGAUGUCAACAAAGAAGACCAACCUGUGUGUGGCAGCAGAUGUCAGCACCUCUCAGGAGCUGCUCACUUUGGCUGACAAGGUGGGGCCUCACAUAUGCCUGCUGAAGACUCACAUUGACAUCCUUCAAGACUUUAGUCAGAACACUAUUGACAAGCUGAAGGUCCUGGCAGAGAAAUACAAUUUCCUCCUCUUUGAAGACCGGAAAUUUGGUGAUAUUGGAAACACAGUUGCCCAGCAGUAUGGGGGUGGCAGCCACAAUGUUGUGGAGUGGGCACACCUGGUCACCGCUCACGGCCUGCCAGGGGACGGGAUCAUCAAAGGGCUCAUGUCAGCUGCCAAUGGUCGCACCAGAGGCUGUGUCCUUAUUGCACAGAUGAGUUCUGAAGGAACCCUCACCUCACAGGAGUAUGUACAAGGGUGUAUCAAAAUGGCAGAGAAUCACACCUACUUUGUUGUGGGCAUGGUGUCCCAGAGCAGUGUGAGCAGUGACCCACGCUUCAUCCUGUUCACCCCGGGUGUGCAGCUGAAGAAGGCUGGUGACGCUCUUGGUCAGCAGUAUGUGACGCCCAAAGCUGCCGUGCUGGAGCGAGGUGCUGACGUGAUCAUUGUGGGCAGAGGCAUCACUCAGGCUGAGGAUCCUGCUGCAGCCGCACUCAUGUACAAAGAAGAGGCAUAUGCUGCCUACUUGGAACGCAUUACACAGAAGUCAUAAAACUUCUGCAAUAGGCAGUUAAGUUGGUGUCAAAACAAAAAUCUGACCGAGUUGCAAUAGUAGUAUGUACAAAUUUGGGAUCACAGCUAGCUUUUUGGUGCAGUUUGUUGAACACUUUUAUUAAUCAAAUAUUCAUAGGAUACAUGUAAAGGUUGCUCUUUUGUUAUUGAUUUUAAAUAUUUGUAUGAUGAGUAUUGGCAGCAGAAUGCUGUAUGCCUCAUUUGUGGCUUAGUUUGGCAUGAGGCAGGAUGGUGUCGGGUGCUGACAUUAUGGUUGUGAGUUUACAUUAGGCUACUUAGUAAUGUUUAGUUUGACACAUACAAAGCUUACAUUCCUACAGCAAUCCAUCCUGCAACAAGAUUUAUGAUUCCUGAAAAUCCUUGCACUUCACAGUGUGCUUCCAGAUAAAUCUAUGCAUUACAAUGAAGAGCAGGAAUGCCAGCCUUCCACUCGUGUAGGAACACAGAGACCAUCCACUCCUGUAGAAUCUUGCACACAUUCAGGAAGCCUUUAAUUCCUGCCAAGCUUUAGGGUCACAAGUACACAGGAUUCGUGUUGUGAGGAGUCCUAACACAAAAAAAUUGUUCCUACAAUUGUUCAUGUAUUGUGUUCAUGUUAUGGUUAUUAUUGUGAUAUAUUGCAAAAGUUUUUUCUUUAAUGAGUUUUAAACAAGCGAGUCUUAUAUCAGGUGCAUCUUUCUGAUUAUCAUGACAGUGAUACUCAGGCGUAGUUAAUCUUCACACUUAUUAGGCCAGAAGGAAGAGAGUGAGUGCUACCCUGUACUUUGCUGGUGUUAUUUGUACAUUUGUAGUGUUGCCUCAGUGAGAUCUAUGACAUUCCAGAUGUUGUUUCAUCAUUACAGUGAUCAACAGUUCAUAGUUAGUCAGUAAUGACAAAGACAACAUCUCACACUUCAGCCUAAGAUUGACAAAUUGUAUGACCUGAUUUUUUAUGCUGUACAGAAACAGCAAGAUGAUUUUCACUACUUUUACAAAGUAUUAUACACACAAUUCAGGUGAUCAUGUACAGUAUUGUAUUCAGUUGAUAAUCCAUCCAGUACUAGAUAUGGUGUAGCCAUCAUUACAAAGGUAUUAUUGGUCUCGUGUCCUCCAGUACUAGACAUGGUGUAGCCAUCAUUACAAAUGUAUUAUUGGUCUCAAGUCCACUGUUCACAUUAUGAGACUAACAACCUGUAAAGCACAUCUAAAACAGGACAUAUCACCAACCAGAAUUACUGUUAUUAAAGGUAAUAAUCUUCAUAUAGGUUACCUUUUGUGUGUUAGGCCUUGUCCACUCACUCAAUGCCCCUUGUUUGAGCAGAACUGAGGACCAGAGUGCACAAGAUCAAGGUGUCUGCCUAGUAGUGACUGCUUGCCAUGUGUGCCUGUGUGGAUGGACAACCAACAUGCACAAUGUUGACUUUGUCUAGUAAACAGACAGAGUUCACCAAGCAUUGUUUUAGUGUUAGCAGGACCUUAGUGUGACAAUAUAGGCAUUUGUUGUUAAAAAUGUGUUCUACUUAGUGACUUCGCACAUUCCAGUGUCUCGCCAGUACCACCGUGGUACGGACUUGUUUUUUAAGCAUUUUUCUUAGUUUGCCAAUAGUUUUAUUAUUGUUACCAUUUCAAAAAUAUACUGACCAUAGAGCUGCCAAAUUAUUAUAUCACCACUGAAAGUUUCAAUAAUAACUUGCUUCACA